Messenger RNA from Babesia bigemina, 255 nucleotides. RefSeq lists its product as hypothetical. NCBI's taxonomy places the organism in Eukaryota, Apicomplexa, Aconoidasida, Piroplasmida, Babesiidae. The record is from RefSeq and is a predicted model, not a curated record. The coding region runs from base 1 to 255 and encodes 84 amino acids. The transcript has a single exon.
AUGGGCCAGCAGCGAAUUCAAGUGCUCCGUGACCUCGUGUCACGAUCACUGCCCUUCAACCGUUCGCGCCUGCCGCGCUUCGCAAGGACGGAUUCCACUCCUCUUGCCGUUAUCGUUGCCAUGACUUACGCAGCAAGGCUGUCGAUGGGAGGGCGCCAAACGAUGUCCGAGUCAAGCAGCCUAUACGAAUCCAAACAGGAUGUGCACCACAUGGACGGUGUAACAAGAAUGUGCGCGUCGUUGGAAAAGGUAUAG